Pelecanus crispus (Dalmatian pelican) is the source of this 1518-nucleotide messenger RNA. NCBI's taxonomy places the organism in Eukaryota, Metazoa, Chordata, Aves, Pelecaniformes, Pelecanidae. The record is from RefSeq and is a predicted model, not a curated record.
ACUCAAUCCCCGAAUGCCAUGACUGAGGACAUUUAUACCAACGGCUCAGCGACUCUGAGCAGCCCCUCUCACAGCAACGGCCGUGAGGUGCGGAAGAUACGCCUCAUCCAGUUCGAGAAGGUCACAGAGGAGCCCAUGGGAAUCACACUGAAGCUCAAUGACAAGCAGAGCUGCAUGGUGGCCAGAAUCUUCCAUGGGGGCAUGAUUCACAGACAAGGCUCCCUUCAUGUGGGUGAUGAAAUCAUAGAAAUCAAUGGGCAGAGUGUGAGCAACCACUCAGUUGACCAGCUGCAGAAGAUGCUGAAAGAAACCAAGGGGAUGGUCUCAAUAAAAGUCAUUCCCAACCAACAAAGCCGCCUCCCUGCUCUCCAGAUGUUCAUGAGGGCACAGUUUGACUAUGACCCCAAAAAAGACAACCUGAUCCCCUGCAAGGAAGCGGGGCUGAAGUUUCAGACUGGCGAUGUGAUUCAAAUCAUAAACAAGGACGACAGCAACUGGUGGCAGGGCCGGGUGGAGGGCUCCUGCACCGAGUCAGCAGGACUCAUCCCUUCUCCGGAGCUGCAGGAGUGGCGUGUGGCGAGCGUCACCCAGUCCAGUCAGAGCGAAUCCCCGAGCUGUAGCCCCUUUGGGAAGAAGAAGAAGUGCAAAGAUAAAUACCUGGCCAAGCACAGCUCAAUUUUUGACCAGCUGGAUGUGGUUUCAUAUGAGGAGGUGGUGAGGCUGCCUGCCUUCAAGAGGAAGACUCUGGUGCUCAUUGGAGCCAGCGGUGUCGGCCGUAGCCACAUCAAGAAUGCUCUGCUCAGCAACAACCCGGAGAAGUUCAUGUACCCACCCCCGUACACCACACGCCCCCAGAAGAAGAAUGAGGUGGAUGGGAAGGACUACUACUUCGUCUCUACCGAGGAGAUGACCCGGGACAUCUCAGCCAAUGAGUUCCUGGAGUUUGGAAGCUACCAGGGAAACAUGUUUGGCACCAAGUUUGAAACAGUGUACAAGAUCCACCAGCAGGACAAAGUUGCUAUUUUGGACAUUGAGCCCCAGACCCUGAAGAUCGUCCGCACGGCUGAGCUCUCCCCAUUCAUAGUCUUCAUUGCCCCAACAGACAAGGCAGAGCAGUCAGAGGCUUUGCAGCAGCUCCGGAAGGAUUCAGAGAGCAUCCGGAGCAGAUAUGCACACUACUUUGACCUCUCGCUGGUCAACAACGGGGUGGAAGAAAGUCUCCAGCUGCUGCAGGAAGCCUUUGAGCAGGCCUGCAGCUCUCCACAGUGGGUGCCCAUCUCCUGGGUCUACUGAGAGGGCAUCCAACCCCAGCUGCUUCCCAUCAACCACCUGCAGCCAUGGGGAGAAACCUUCUCAGCUUCCCCUGAUCCACACACAGCCCAGCACAACUCCCUUCCUCUGCUGCUCCAUAGACAUGGUCUCAAUUGGUUGACACACACACAGGGCCUCUGGAUCUCCUCUUCCAGGGAACACAGAACAGGGGCUACCCAGGGGUUAGCCGCCUCCUGGAGCACUGCA